Molecule: messenger RNA, 4228 nt
Organism: Brienomyrus brachyistius
Lineage: Eukaryota; Metazoa; Chordata; Actinopteri; Osteoglossiformes; Mormyridae
Gene: slc36a1
Product: solute carrier family 36 member 1
Exons: 13
Coding region: 293-1726 (477 amino acids)
Biological process (GO): glycine transport; proline transmembrane transport; proton transmembrane transport
Cellular component (GO): vacuolar membrane
Molecular function (GO): glycine transmembrane transporter activity; amino acid:proton symporter activity; L-alanine transmembrane transporter activity
Source: RefSeq, a predicted model, not a curated record
CCUGACGGAAGUCAGCAAGCAAAACACCAGAAAGACGGUGUACCGGCUGCUGACGAGUCCAUCGUGUCUGUCUUUCUGUAUUUAACUGGUACUAAUAGGAUACAUGCUAGAAAUGGUUUAGGUCAUCACCUUUUUGUUGCACUUUCCGAAGAUGGUAGUGUCUCACCAGAGCUCACCUAAGUUAGUCUGAUUGCAGCGCAUCAGGACGCGGACUGAGCCAGAGCAGCGUAGCACCUGAGGCAGGGAGCAGAGGGCGCGUACCGAGAUCACCGAGAUCGUCUCCAGCCUACUCAUGGCUUCAAAUGACGGCAGCACUGGCCGCGGCUCUACACCCUCCAGUACUGCAGGGUCCCCCACUGAGGAAACUGCCCUAUCGCCUGCUCAUGCCCCUGGUCCCUCCAGAUCCCAGUCUUCAUAUGAGCGAAUUGGAGGCCAGGGAGGCUCAUCCUUCUUUCAGACCCUCAUCCAUCUCCUGAAGGGCAACAUUGGCACGGGGCUGCUGGGCCUUCCCCUGGCGGUCAGGAACGCCGGUCUCGUGCUGGGCCCUUUGAGUCUCCUCCUCAUGGGUGUUGUAGCUGUCCACUGCAUGCACAUCUUGGUCAAAUGCUCCAACCAUCUCAGCGACAGGUUGAGGAAGCCAUACUUGGAUUAUGGGGAGGCCUUCCAGUUUGGCAUGGAGAACGUGUCCUUCCUGCGUAGCCGAUCCAUCUGGGGGAGACGGGUGGUAAAUCUGUUCCUGAUCGUCACCCAGCUGGGCUUUUGCUGUGUCUACUUCGUGUUCCUCAGCGACAACAUCAAGCAGGUCGUGGAGGCAGCGAACUCCACAACUAUGAACUGCCAUAACAACCAGACGUCAGUGCUGGUGCCCAGCUUUGACUCCCGCCUCUACAUGCUCUGCCUGCUUCCGUUCAUCAUCCUGCUGGUCUUCACACGCAACCUCAAGUACCUGGCGCCCCUGUCCCUCUUGGCCAAUUUGGUCAUGUGCAUCAGUCUGGUUUUGAUCUACGUUUAUUCUGUAAUGAACAUCAAGUACCCGAUUUCGCUGCCAUACUUUGGAAAUGCCAGGGAAUAUUCUCUCUUCUUUGGAACGGCGAUAUUUGCCUUUGAAGGGAUCGGAGUGGUCCUUCCGCUGGAGAACAAGAUGCAGAAGCCUCAGAACUUCCACGCCGUGCUGUACCUGGGCAUGUUCAUCGUGACGUUCCUCUACAUCAGCCUGGGCACCGUCGGCUACGUGUGCUUCGGGAACGCCAUCGGCGGGAGCAUCACCCUCAACCUGCCCAGCUGCUGGCUAUACCAGGCGGUGAAGCUCCUCUACAGUUUCGGCAUUUUCGUCACCUACGCCCUGCAGUUCUACGUCUCGGCUGAGAUCCUGGUGCCUGAGGCAGUCGCCCGCGUGCCGGCCCGGUUCGCCCUCGCUGUGGACCUCGCCACUCGGGCGCUGCUGGUCGUCUUCACCUGCGUGCUGGCCAUCCUGAUCCCGGAGCUCGACCUGGUCAUCUCUCUGGUAGGAUCCAUCAGCAGCAGCUUCCUGGCCCUCAUCUUCCCACCCGUGCUGCAGAUCUUCACCUACCACAACGAGGGCCUCCCCGCCUGGGUCGUGGCCAAGAACUGCCUGAUCACCCUCUUCGGCCUGGUGGGCUUUGUGGCAGGGACCUACAUCACCAUCGAGGAGAUCGUCAUCCGUAACGGGAGCCGUUCCAACUCCACCAUGCUGCACUAUCUGUGAGGAGUGGCUCUCUGUGGUCUGCACACGCCUCUUUCAUACAUGUAUGACAGCCAUCUCCAUCAGCGGCAGCUGGAUUUCAGUCAACGCUGUGUUUUUUGUGCACUUUUUUGUUUCUUAAUUUGCCAAAAGAAAAAGUCCGGUGAUGUUUAUUAUGAGGAAACUGUAGUGGACUUUCUAUUGACUGGCUCUCAGUCUCACACGGUUUUUUAAAACGCUGUAUGAGAAAAAGAUUAAAAUGUGGUUGUGCUUGGUUUUUAAUGUCGAGACUGGUUUUAUUAGAGAUGGAUAUAGAUGCGGCUGUCUAUGUUUGACAGCCUUGGUCUGGCGGUCUAACAGGAACCCCAGCCAGGGUAAAGAGUAACACCUUUGGCUCUGCCAUGAUGUCUCCAAGCAACCACUAUACGCUGAUAACAGGUACUGUACUGUACAUGACCUUCAGAACUCAAGGUCAGCAGUUUAAGUCCCUGGUGUAACCUUCUGUGUGGCACUUAAGGGCAAAAUCACUAUAAUGUUUCUGUUCCAGUAAAAUAUCGAGCUUCUGUCCUGUUGACUACUUUGAAAAGCAACUUCUGUUAGGCCAUUGAAAAAGUAUCAGCCAUACAUUUAUGGGAAUAAAAGAAAAAAACCCAGCCAGGCCGUGGGAAAUAUCUUAAAAUGGUUCAUUUGUCUACAGUGAUAAUCUGGUGUCAAUCACCUUCGAAUUACAUUGUGGACAGUGAGAGGACGCCAUCAGCACAGAUGGUGUGCCCAGGGCCCAUCACAUCGUAUAUGCACUCUAGUCCCCAUCUCUCCAUCGCCACCCUUGAGGAUGGAUAAGAGACAGCAGGGAGGCAGUAGAUUAGGACCAAUUGCCACCAGAGUGCAAAAUAACAAAUUAAUGGUGUUAACUGGAUAUUUGCUUCAUCAGUUGGACAUCAGAUAUCAAGAGUUUUCAUGGAAGUAUUUUCAACAGUUCAGAGUAGCUUUAAAUUCAGUACUUUACUACUAUUUCUCUAGUAUUGUAAGAUGUGUUAUGAUUAAACUCUGAUGGGCUUGGUGUAACCUAAAAGAUAGGGAGUGGGGGGUGUAGGUGUGGUGUUGCCCCUAAUAUUAAGCGCUAAUGUCAUGUAGUAAAUACGCCAUGUUUCCCGAUGGUUUCAGUUGUAUAUAUGUAUGACCAGAUUUAGUUCUUCAGCUGUAUGUAAUUUCUGUAUGACCACUUGGCUGAAACAGGAAAACCUCCUUCAUCUUUAUAUAUAUAAUUCAUGAGCUUUUGAGUAAAGUAGAUUAUAAAUGUUCCUUUGUCUCCUAUCUAUGGUUCACCUAUGCUGAAUUAUGCAUCAGCUAUCGGAGUUGAAAUGCUAAGUUCCAUUUAACGUGUUGACAGGAUUGACCAGUCGGUGAUGUACAUUUUGCACUUAAUUAUUUUUCUUUGCCGAUUUAGCAAGUUGAUCACUUUCACGAGUUUUUAUAAGUGUAAUUAUUUAGUCGUUAUAUUUUUACGGUUGCCAUUAAGAAGUUGAAAUUUCAUCCGUUUCAUUUUUUUUUUUUUUAAUGUGUGUCGUAUUUUUCUAUACAUCCAUAUAUCUCAGAACCGUUUACCCUGGAAAGGCUCUCGGGGAUGCUGUGUUGCUUUUCUAUGUGAAAUCUCUGUGCUUUCCCGGAAAUUUGGAUGGCAUUGCUGACUAUCCACUGAUGCCGAGUGUUCGGACAUUAGUCGGAUAAGCGUGUCUACUCCCUGUUGCUUGCCUACACCAGCCACAAACCCGCCGGUAAGAUUUCUGGGUUGUGCAAGCUGUUCCUUCUCCCUGCGUCAUCCUACUCUGCGUUUGUACCGCACAAAACGGGUUAAAAAUAAGCACUAAGUUGGUCGCUGAUCCCUCACUCUGUUCUCACUCUUCCUCCCCAUCUCUAUGCACAUUUGGUGGAGCAAAAGUACAUUAAAAAAGGAAUCGAUUACUGUAAAUGUCUUUUUAAUCUGUAAAAGAACAGAUGAGGGACCAAUUGUUUGCUGACCAUCACAAUCUGCUUCAUUGCACAUUGAGAGAUGCUUUGAGUAUUUUGGUGCUGUGAUUUUUUUCUGCUACAAUUUUUAUGUUUCAGAAGAAAAAAUGAAAUAUUAUUUUGAUUGAUGUGAUGGAAAAUGUCCACACCUGUGUGUUUUUUUUUUUUUUUUUUUUUGAUUACUUUUGUCAUUCCAUAACACAUUUUGUUUUUAUUUACAAUCAAAAAUAAAUUUCUUGGGGAAGAAAAGGGACAUUGAGCUUAAAUGUUGCUGUAUGUUAGCUUUUGUUUUGUUUUUUUGCUUGUCUGUUUCUGGGGUGGCUCAGCGGGUUUGGAUGCUGGGCUUGUGAUCAGAAGGUUACUUGUUCAAAUCCCUGGUUUAGCUGAGUUUUUUUUUUUGUUUCCCUGAGCAAGGCCCUACACCCCAGGGAAUGUCUAAUCCUGCUUUCUUAAUGUAUGUUGCGUUGCAUAAAAGCUUCUGCUAAAUAAAUACAAUGUAAAUAUCAUCAAAAAAAUACA